Tyto alba (common barn owl) is the source of this 2169-nucleotide messenger RNA. RefSeq names its product lysine rich coiled-coil 1 (gene KRCC1). The record is from RefSeq and is a predicted model, not a curated record. The transcript has 7 exons. Lineage: Eukaryota; Metazoa; Chordata; Aves; Strigiformes; Tytonidae. Gene Ontology annotation, molecular function: nucleic acid binding; zinc ion binding. Bases 96 to 1658 code for a protein of 520 amino acids.
GCUCGUUAACGGGAGAGGCAGCGGCCGGAGCUCAUUAAGGCGUCCCGGCUCCGUGUCUCUAAGCGCGGUGGCUCCCCGCCGGCAGCGCCGGGGCUAUGGCGGCGGGGAGGCGGCCCGCGCUCGCCGUCCCCCGCCGCGAGGAUGACGUUUUAGAUGAGGCAACAAGGAAAGACCUUUUCACCGACACUUUCUGUAAGGUUUGCGGGGCAGUGCUGCAGUUUGAGUCUCAAAGGAUAUCACACUAUAAGGGCAAAAAACAUGCUCAGAAAGUUCGUCUUUACAUCCAGAUGCAUGGUGAGAAAGAUGAGAGGCGGAAGCAUAGCAAACAGAAGAAAACAGGUUGUAUCAAUUUUCAGAUGGAUGGGAGUGGAAUAGUGGACAAAAACAAAUUCUGCAAUCUCUGCAACAUGUGUUUCACUUCCCCAGUUGUUGCUUUGUCCCACUACAUAGGAAAGAUCCAUGCUAAAAAGCUGAAGCAAUUAUCAGGAUAUCAAGCCCACGUGCCAGCACGGAGCACGCAGCCUGUUUCUGCUUUACAGAACCCAUUGGCUGAGAAGCUCUUAGUGCCUUUAGAAGCUGAAGGGUCUUUGUCAUCCUUCAACACAAGGUUGAUGUUAAAUGAUCCAGACAAGUACUGCAAGCUCUGCUGUGCUCCCUUCAACAGUCCACUUGCGGCCCAACAGCAUUAUGUUGGUAAGAAACACAGAAGAAAUGAAUCACGGAAAAAGAUAUUGGAGCAGCUAGGAGACAAAGUUGUCCCUGCAGAAUCCAGCACAAAGGCAGUUGGGGUUGGUUGUUACAUGUGCUUCAUAUGUAACAUCACACUUACAUCUAUAGAAACGUACCAGGCCCAUGUGCAAGGACAAAAGCACCGGUCUAAAGAAACAAUGCUUGUCAAUCUCAUGAAGAAAUCAGAGAAAAUGUAUAACUCCUCCUUUCAAAAUGAGUUAACAGGCUACGUUAAAGUUCGGAAAGCUAGAGGUCUAGAUCCCAGAAGAUAUUUAGGAAAAGCAGAAGAGGAAGGAUUCCAAGAUAAAAACAUGGAAGGAGGAAAUGACCUUGGUAAGGUUAUAUCUUCAAACUUUAAGUAUGAACAAGGCCAGCGUUCCUGCCUUUUCUCAGAAACCCAGUCACCUACAAAUACUGGGGAAAAUAGAUCACCAAGCUGGCCAUCAGCUUCUGAGCAUGCACUGGAGAAGACACUUAAUUGUUGCUAUAACAAAGGAUACUGUAAAACGGAGCAAACUUCUGAGGUGACUACCAUCAGAGAUGAGAGCUUCAGCCUACUGGUUGCAAAAUCUAAAGAUUACUGCAACUUUAUGCUUGCUUCUACCAGCUCCUGCAGAAAAGAACAGAAAUUUGAGUUAAAACAUUUUGAGGAGGAAAAAUGCAUCAGUGAAAAGCUGAAGUAUGAGAAAAAAGCCACAAAGAAGAAAAGAAAGAAAAGUAAUGAAGAUCCAGAUUUUAGAAAAGAGAAGCAAAAGAGAAUUAAACUUGAGAUAGACAUGUUAAAUGAGAAGAAAUCAAGACCUUAUAUAGGCAAAAGACUUAAAGAAAACCCUACUGAGAAAGAUAGCAAAAAAGAUAAAAAGAAGCUACAGACAGAUGUCAAAAGAGAAGAGAAGCUACUCCAGGAUGAAUCUGUCUUGGGAUAUUGAUAAAAGAUUUUGUUUAGAUUUAAGAAGUUGAUUCUGUUCGUAGACUCACUUAACCAUUUUGUACUAUACUAUCACUGUUCUUUAAAGCAAAGUUUUUGUUCCAGUGUAGAAGCAAGAAAAAGCCUGCCUUCUGAGAUUUUUGGGCAGUAUCUAGGCAGCAAUUUUAAAUCAUCUUACACAUACAGGAGCUAUUGCAGUGACAUGAGUUUGAUAGUCUGUAAUCUCUUCUGGAAUAUACUACAAAUAAGGGUCAGCAAUUUACAGAAUACUGCUGGAAUUUUGCCAAAUUGUACAGCUUCUUUCUAAUAUUAAUGGUGCCUACCAUUGAGGUUUGUGUUAUUCUAGGAAAGUACAUAAAUGCUUCAGUGUUCUAUUAGUGUCUGUAACCCUUUCUCUGACAGAUGUAACAGGAGAAUGUGACAGGCUUUUGAUUCCCGAUCCUGUUUGCUAUUGGGAUUUUUGUGGUUUGUUUUUUUUGUCAUCCAGUUCUGAGUGGAAAAUUAGUAUAUUA